AUGGAAAUGUUUCGGAUCGUUUCCAACACGUUCUGGUCGACCAGAGUGUGGCUUCCACCGAACGUCACCUGGGAAGACAUCCGGCCGGGUGUACGUCCCGAUGUAAACCACGCCGACUACCGGCACUUGAUCUACCCGAUUCCGCUGGCCGCGGUCAUCAUCUUGCUGCGAUGGGUCGUCGAACGAUACUGGAUUGCCCCGAUCGGUAAAGCGAUCGGUAUUAAAAGCACCGGACCAAAGCCACCCAAACCAAACAAAGUCCUAGAAGCGGCGUACAAUGUCAACAGCAGGCUCAGCCACAAAACGACCGUACGGUUGAUGAAACAGGUGGACCUUUCCGAGCGACAGAUCGAGUACUGGUGGCGUCGCCGCCGGGCCCAAGACAAACCGACGACACUGGUAAAGUUCUGCGAAACCUCCUGGCGAUGCAUCUACUACACAUACAGCUUCAUCUUCGGUUGCAUCGUGAUGUGGGACAAACCGUGGCUGUGGGACAUCAAGAACUGCUGGUACGGCUACCCACACCAGUCGGUCACGAACGACAUCUGGUGGUACUACAUGAUCUCGAUGGCCUUCUACUGGUCGCUAACCGCCUCUCAGUUCUACGAUGUGAAGCGGAAAGACUUCUGGCAGAUGUUUGCCCACCACAUGAUUACGAUUCUGCUGAUGGCGCUUAGCUGGGUGUGCAAUCUGCACCGUGUCGGUUCGUUGGUCCUGCUCGUGCACGAUUGUGCCGAUAUUUUCCUGGAGUCCGCAAAGCUGACGAAGUACGCACAGUACCAGAAGGUGUGCGACACGAUCUUUGCCAUCUUCACCGUGGUGUGGAUCGUUACGCGAUUGAUCCUGUAUCCGCGAGUGAUUUACAGUUCGUCCGUCGAAGCGCCACAGAUUCUGCCCAUGUUCCCGGCGUAUUACAUCUUCAACACGCUGCUCAUACUCCUGCUCGUUCUGCACGUGUGCUGGACGUACCUGAUCGUGCAGAUCGCGAUCAAGGCAAUCAAAUCGGGUCAGAUGGAAGGAGACGUACGGUCCAGCUCCAGUGAUGAGAUAUCCGACAGCUCGGAAAACUCCCGCCCGGUGCUAACGAACGGUGGAACGCCAAAAAGGCAACCGAGCAAGAACGGCACGGCGGCCAGUGUGACCGCUUCCCCGAAGAAAAAGCAGUAAGGAGGAUUGACUCGUUACGAUAACCCUUCCGCAUUUUUGAGGCAGGUCAAAACGACGGUUCCGAUUCAGAACGAACAGGUGCAGGGCGUGACAGAUUAGGAUAGAAUCAUUGUUUGGACAGGGUACGAGAAACCAGUUAAUUUUUUCAGUUUAUUUCGUUUGUUCAUUUCUUUACGGUAGCGUUCAGUUAAGCGUUAGGAUCAUAGGUAAACGCAAUUGAUGAGCAUCCCUUUUGUCGGGAAGCAAAAAGGGAGACGACGAGUCCUCCCAAGGAGAGCCUGAGGCUCGUGUUAUCGAGCAAAGCGCAUUAGAAAGAUUGCGAGAAACAGGAGGUUCAGAUCGAAGUUGAAAUCGCAUAAGCUAGAAAUAAGUAUUUAUUAGCUAAGUGAAACAUAGAGAAGGCGAGCAUUCACGCACGGAGCGAAUAGUAAUAGUGAAUUUGGUGACAGAGUGAACAAAGGCAGAUUGUGCUGAUCGUUCCGGGAAGGAAGUAUGCGUGAGACGGACUCGAGCUUGAGUUGAAACAAACGGCUUGGACAUGGGCACUGUUGCGAGAAUAAAUCGUGCAAAAAUCACUAAACGGCGGCCUUUUCGGCGGGCAUGUUGAUCGCUAAAAGGCGCACCAAAUAUCGUACUACGUAUGUGACACGAAUUGCUUUCGUGCUGUUUUGCGCUUGGAUGAGUCCUUGUAGCACAGGAGAUUGAUUGUUUGCGCAGUGGAGAGAACGAUGUAAAUUCAAACAACUCCAUCACUCCAAAUCAGAAGCCAUCACGUUGUCGAAGAUCAUGCAUCGCCUUAAUAAAACGCGCGAAAACGGAAAUUGGCACCAUAAAACGUGCACUAGCCGCUGCCAAACGAAUAAAGCAUGGCUCAUCUAAGUGUAAGCGUUGAAGCAGCCAAGAGGUAAGUGAACAUUUGGUUCUGAAAUCAGCACCGUGUACACCGUGGUUUGAUUAAGAGAUGUUGUUUAAAGCAAAAUGUCACAAUUUUGUGAUUUUCGACACAUUCGUUUAAAUACUCGUUGUUGUGGCAAUGUGGCACAUCUUGAAUUUGCUUUAUUCAUACCUUUUUAAAUGUGCGUACGUUAACCGUGAGUGAUUAGUUUCGUGAAACAGUAAGCAACACCUUUCUAACAAACAAUACGAUGUAACGGAACGGAGAUCGAUGCGCUUUAUGUGUGUGCUUCAUUCUCAUUGCUUCGCACACACGACCGGCGAAAAGCGCAAAGCCUUCCCAAUCCGACGAAUGAUCUCUCGCUCGUUUUGAGGAACAUUUCCAACGUAGUUUCAUUCACACUACCAAAGUAUAAACUAACUGAAUUGAUUAACAAAAUCGUUAUAUAUAUAUUACGGUGUUGACAUCGAUGAUGAGCUGCUAUUUUGUAGAGCCGAUGUUACCGGAACACAAUUAUGCAAAGCUAGCCACGAUCAAAUAUUGGGCCUCUGCCCUCCGUGCUCGUAAAAUAUCCCGCAUAAGACUGCAUAGCAGAAUGGAAUCGUGUUCGUGGCUGAUGUUGUAAAACGCGUGACAAGAGAAAACACAAGAACAAUAUUAACUCCAUUUCCUUUUAGUAGAAAAAUUAAUAAAUAAAUGAAUCGCAGCGCGAUGGUGAUAGAACACUGAAAAUUUGAAGAUUUUUUAAACGAACACAAACCGAUAGAAGAAGCAGACAGUGGCAGACCCAUAGAAUAUAGGAUAAAAUUUUGUAACAUAACAUUAACUCUUUCGCAAAGACAAUGUCAGUUUUAAAACAUUCGCUUCAGUGCCCUUAUAAAGAAUACAUCGUACAAUCUUUUCCCUUCAAUUUUGUUUUUUUUCGAAAUCCACUAUGCAGCUGAUAGCCUAGCAUCAAUAAGGACGUAAUCGCGUUGCGAAACGGUUUAGGAACAUUCGUUCAAUGUUACGUCGCGUUCGCGACCAGACCUGAUUUUCGCCACGAUGCGGAAUUUCCCCCAAGGGUUUGCUUAUCUUUUUUUUCGUUACAUGAUGAAAUCGGAACGAACCCGUGUACCGGCUAACAUUUGCGAACCCAAAUCCAUAUUAUUAAUCUGUAUUAUGCGUAAGAGACACAGCGCUUCUUUUGCUGUUGUGCAGGAUGACGGGGCGCGAGAAGUGCCGCAGUUAGACUAGGGACGUGAACAAAUGAAAUGUUUAGGGAAUCGCAUCACGAAUAAAAACUGUACCAAUAGUUAAAAUAAA
Messenger RNA from Anopheles nili, 3367 nucleotides. Its product is annotated as ceramide synthase 6. The coding region runs from base 1 to 1167 and encodes 388 amino acids. Gene Ontology annotation, molecular function: DNA binding; sphingosine N-acyltransferase activity. The transcript is spliced from 5 exons. Lineage: Eukaryota; Metazoa; Arthropoda; Insecta; Diptera; Culicidae. The record is from RefSeq and is a predicted model, not a curated record. Gene Ontology annotation, biological process: ceramide biosynthetic process. Gene Ontology annotation, cellular component: membrane.